Molecule: messenger RNA, 3118 nt
Organism: Anolis sagrei ordinatus
Lineage: Eukaryota; Metazoa; Chordata; Lepidosauria; Squamata; Anolidae
Source: RefSeq, a predicted model, not a curated record
GAGCAGCAGUGCCUCCAAAGGCUCUUAAAGGGCCAGCAGAGCCAAGCGCCUGCUUCUCCCCGCUCUUCCUGCACCGAAAGGCCUUGACGUGGCUGGGGAAGAAUCCCGCCUGUCCCUUCCCCUUCCUUUCCUUCCACCCGCGGAAAGGGAUCCCCAGCCGGGUUUCCGCAUUUUGGAGAAGGACUGGAAACCCCAAUGCCAUGAACUCUUCCCCACGCCUCCCCUGGCUGUAAUCUUGCCACAUUCCUUUUCCGGGAGCAACUUGAGAAACUGCAAGUCACUUCUGGUGUGAGAUAAUUGACCAUCUGCAAGGACGCUGCCCCAGGGGCCACCCGGAUGUUUGAUGUUUUACCAUCCUUGUGAGAGGCUUCGCUCAUAUUCCCUAUCGGUCAGCGGUCCUGCUGGCACAAGGUUUUAACCCAUUGUGCCACCAGGGGCUCCAGUCCUUUGUUGGAAACGAAACUGAACCUAUGACAGAAAGGAAGAGAGAUGGCUGUCUUCAGUGCAUCAAGGAACUGUGUUUUAACCCGUCUGACUUCUUUGGCCAGUUGGCGCAAGUGCAUUCAUCCUUACGCAUUUUCUAGUGAAGCCUUGAAUGGACACCAAUAUCAAGUAACCAAAGGCCAGAGAUGGAAUAAAAACAAUAGCCCACGAUGCUACUUAAUGACUGAUAACUCCAGCAUUUAUAGAAAUGUCAUUAAUAAUAGCCAAGGGUGUUUUCUGAACACUAAGAAUGAAGGACUACACAGAGUAGCACACUUCUGUUCUGGAAGGCCCUGUCCUUUCCUUCAGCAACAGGCAAGAAAAAAAGAAGUAUUGUUGGGAAGAUUUCCCUCUCAGAAGUUGAAUCACAUUGCUGCAGUUCAGGAUGUCCAGAUCUUCAGGCCUUUUCAUGGGACAUCAGCACUGAGGGCAGCUCCCGUCCCGCUCCUGUGGGUCCUUUUGAAGCCAGUUCAGAAACUCUUCGCUAUCAUCCUUGGGAGGAGUAUAAGAAAAUGGUGGCGUGCUCUUCCACCAAACAAGAAAGAAUUAUUUAAGGAAAGUGCAAGAAGAAAUAAGUGGAAGAUUGCCUUUGGACUAUGUGGCUUUGGAAUUAUAUUUAUCAUGUUUUAUUUUACCCAUUUGGAGGAGACACCAAUCACUGGACGUGCUCGGCUUCUGGUGUUUGGGAAGGAACAUUUUGCUGAAUUGUCUCAGUUUGAAUAUGACAUGAAUGGUCAAAUUUUUGUUUUCACCGGUAUGUUAAAGGCUGUGUUGGAUAUCAAUCAGCUGUCUUUCAUUUUGGCCCAUGAAAUUGCUCAUGCUGUUCUGGGACAUGCUGCAGAGAAAGCAAGUCUGGAGCACUUCUUGGAUUUUCUGGUACUCAUUCUUCUCACAAUGAUAUGGGCUGUGUGUCCUCGAGACAGUUUGGCAAUUAUAGGCCAGUGGAUCCAGGCCAGGUUUCAGGAGUUGCUGUUUCAUAGACCUUAUAGCAGGACAUUAGAAGCCGAAGCUGACAAAGUUGGACUUCAGUUUGCAGCUAAGGCUUGCAUAGAUGUAAGGGCAAGUUCUGUAUUCUGGCAGCAAAUGGAACUAGCAGAAACUAUUCAGGGAUAUCCAAGAUUGCCAGAAUGGCUUUCUACACACCCUUCACACGAGAAUCGAGCUGAACAUUUGGACAGACUAAUACCAGAGGCCAUUAAAAUAAGGGAACAUUGCAAUUGCCCUAAGUUGUCUGGUCAGGAUCCACGUCUUAUUUUUAAACUGACUGCGCAGCAACUCCUUCAAGAAUCGGAAGAUGAGAAAGCUGCAAAUGUCACUCUUCGUGGUCAUGACAACACCAAAGUGAAUCUUUCUUUUAUGAAAAAAGAGAAGAUGCCUGCAAAUAUAGCGGGCAAAGAAUUUUCAAAGUGAAGACAUAUAUACUGACUUUAUGCAGAAAAUAGCAAAAUGGACAGAAAGCAAAGAAUUGUGACUGCAGUAUGGAGACCUCAAUAUGUAUGUGCAAUUUGACCAUAGCAUAGACUUGCAGAAGCAUACUUUUUCUUGGAUCAAUUUGCCUUCAUAGGACAAAACCCAAAAACUCUUGUUUAUAUGGUAUGUUUGUUAGCACCUUAUGUCAACAUAACAGAUCCUCAAACAGAGACACCUAAAUCUGCAGUGCCUCUAAUAGCGCAGUGCUACCUUAAUGUACUUCCUUUCCUUCCCCUUCUUUCUGCAGCCCUUGAAGAGGCCCGAAAACUGGCUCUGGAGGAGUUCUCCAACCCUUUGGAACGGUUUUUUGUUAUGUACAGGUGGUGGAAGCAGCAGAACAGGGAGAUUAUCUCUGAUGCACCUAGAUUCUGUUAUUCUGCCUACAGAGGUCUGGUGUGGUAUUCAGUCCAGAUAAAUUAAAAUUUGACUGUCCAAAUUGAUCUAGGAACAGAGAAAUCAGAUCAUGCUAUAAUCAUCAAUUUGUUUUUCCAGAUUGAUAUAUCUUAGCCUCUUCCAGUUAAAUUAUGCAAAUAGCUGAGGGAUGCUGGAAAGUAACACUGCUUAUCAGUCCUUGAAGUUAUUUAAAGUUUAAUCCACUGACUGAUGUUGGAGACAGAUCUGUUGAUUUCUACAGAGAAUGAAAUAGUCUUCCUUGCCACUAUUACCACCUGGGUUUACUGUAAAUUCAGUUAGCUGUGUCCAUCUUAUUUGGAACGUAAUGAGAAGAACUCACUGCCUGUUACAAAAAGCAAUAAAUUGGCUAGUGGGCUGGCUAGGACGCCUCCUAAUUGCUUGACUUGCUGCUGAGAUGCUUUGGUUUUGUACUGUAAAAAGAGAGAUCGAGUCAACACUUUAAAUCAGUUCCAGAGAAUUGUGCAGUUAACCUUACUGUGUACAAACAUCUGUAUGUCAUAAGGUGAAAUUUAACUAGUUGAAAUCUGAUAUUUAAUGCUGAGCCUAAUAAGUUACUAGUCAGCAUCUGAAGUCAAGAAUAUUCUACGUUGAAGGCUGUAAUUCUCUGACCAUUAUAUUUUACCCUUCGUUCAAUUGCCACCACAUUCCUUUGGGCAUGGGGCAAUUGUGAAUUACUAGAGUAAGAUUUUAGCAACAAGGGCAGCAGAGAGGAAAGAAAGUAUGUUCCAAAUGAAAGAGUAAUUUCUCACAA